AUUAUCCUUUUCAGCAAGCAAAGUCUCUACAAAGACACCAAGCUCUGGUGUUGAUGUGCCGCGUGUACGUGGGGAGCAUCAGCUUUGAGCUAAAGGAAGACACUAUACGUCAGGCCUUUGUUCCCUUUGGUCCAAUCAAAUCAAUAAACAUGUCGUGGGACCCAGUGACACAGAAGCACAAGGGAUUUGCCUUUGUUGAGUACGAGAUGCCAGAGGCUGCACAGCUCGCCUUGGAACAGAUGAACGGGGUGAUGAUUGGAGGCCGCAACAUAAAAGUCGGACGCCCAUCAAACAUGCCUCAGAAUUGGUCGGCAGCACAGGGCCAUAGUGCCUGUGAUGUUGCACAACCGAGACAGCUAAUGACAAGGACAACUGAUGGUGCAAGUAUUAUGGCCCAGACGGUGAUAGAUGAAAUCACAGAGGAGGCAAAUUAUUACAACAGAAUCUACAUUGCUUCUGUCCAUCAAGACCUCUCUGAGACUGACAUCAAGAGUGUCUUUGAAGCCUUUGGCAAAAUUAAGCAAUGUAUGUUAACGCCAGGAACCACACCGGGCAAACACAAGGGCUAUGGCUUUAUUGAAUAUGAAAAUUCACAAUCUGCACAGGAAGCCAUAGCUUCCAUGAACUUAUUUGACUUGGGUGGACAGUAUUUGCGUGUUGGGAAAGCAAUUACUCCUCCAGGAUCAUGUUAUGGUCCCUUAUCAGCACCAACACAAAUGCCAACUGCAGCGGCAGUGGCAGCUGCAGCUGCAACUGCAAAGAUUCAAGCUAUGGAUGCCCUUGCAACAAAUGCAAUUGGCCUAGUUCAGGGGCUAAGUAGCUCUCCCAACUCAAUGUCCCAGAUACCCCCUGUGGGUGUAGUAGGUAGUGUACCCCCCAUAGGGACAGUAAGCAGUGUUUCCCCAGUGGGAACAGUGCCACCUGUGGGUGUUGUUGGAGGAACACCACCUGUUGCUCUGUCCCCCGUGGGUGUGGUCACUAGCCUGCCAACCAACAUAGGGUCAUCCAGCUCUUCUGGGUCUGCCAUUCCACCUCCAACAGUCCUCACAUCUUUACCUGUUCCUGGGUCUUCAGGAUCUUCUCCAGCCCCACUGCCCCCUGCAACUUCAAAUGCCUCAACGCCAAGUGUUGCAGGAUCAACUCCGAGCUCAACUUCAAAUGCAUCAGCUGUUGGUGGUGAAGAUCGCAAGCCCACACAUCAAGAAGAAUUGGCCAAGAAGUUGAUGGAAGACAAUGAGCCUCAAACAUUACAACAGCAGGAAACCAUGUCAAUUAAAGGACAGUCUGCUCGACAUCUUGUUAUGCAAAAACUAAUGAGAAAAGCUGAGUCAAAUGUCUUAAUCCUACGCAACAUGGUUGGAGCAGAAGAAGUUGACGAGCAACUGCAAGAUGAAAUCACUGAAGAAUGUGGACGAUUUGGAACUGUCAACCAUGUCAUUAUCUAUCAAGAAAGGCAGUCUGAUGAAGAGGAUGCAGAAGUCAUUGUCAAAAUCUUUGUGGAAUUUGCAAAUCCCCAUGAAACAUCUACUGCACAAGAAGCCUUAAAUGGACGAUACUUUGGUGGUCGGCUAGUUAAAGCAGAGUUGUAUGACCAGAACAUGUAUAAUCACAAUGAUUUGUCAGGGUGAAUGCUGCAGAUAUAGAGAUCAUUUCUUCUCCGAGGCAUUUUAGUCUGGCACUUGAUUCCUGUGUAAAUUAUAUAAAUAUAGAUCUAUAUAGUGACAAAGCUAAUGUAAAACACACACAAAAAAAAAGGCUUUUUUUUAUUAUUUUUUAUUUUGUUUUUUUAAAUUACUGUUAUGAGUGUUACUUUCAUGAUUGCAUGAAUGGAAGGACCCGAGUUCCUACAAAGUGUCAUGUCAUUUUUCACCGAUCAUCCCACUUCCCUUUUCUUGUUGUUUUAACCACAUAAGGUUGAACAAUGUGUUCAUUUUGUUGUUUUUCCCUUUUUAUGGAUCCUAAUGUAUACCUGAUGCACCUUUGUGAAAAUGAUUAGUAAUGUUCCUCUGUUUGUCAAACAUUAUUUUCCCCCAACUUUUUUUUACAUGUAAAUAUUAUACAUAUAAUAUAGAUAUAUAUUUUUUCUGAUUCUUUCCUGGGACUUGCAUUCAAGAUUUAUAAAGCAAACAGUUAUCAACAAUAAAAUGAAAUUUCAUAAAAUGAUUGAAAAAAAAGGAGUUAUUGAGUACAGUUUUCACAUAAUUUAGCUAUUGGAUUCCAGUAUUGAAAGAAAAAUAAAAGGAUAGGUCUUACACAGUCACUAGAUGUUGAAAAGACAUAUCCCACAACAGGAAAGAAAAAAACAACAACAACAACAACAAAAAAGACGUAUUCGUAGUUGCUUGUAAAGUAGAUUUUUUUCUAUUGAUUUGUAUUUCAUAUUAUUUUUAUAGUGCUUUUGGAGAAAGUUGUUGAUUGCACUUUGCAAAAUGAUGCCCCCUCCCCCUCCCCAACUCCCUCACCCAAGCAUUAAAGUUAGGAUUGCCUUAUUCUCUUUAGACAGCAAUGUGUAAGACAGUACGAGUCCUUACUUAAAUUUCAUGUUGUGUCCGUUCACUAGUGAUUGAUUUCACAGAAUCCAUGCAAGGGAAAGAAAACAUUUUGGGUAAUAUUUCUUAAGAAUGAAUUUUAACUAAUAAAUGAUAGAUUUAUA
Molecule: messenger RNA, 2653 nt
Organism: Penaeus indicus
Lineage: Eukaryota; Metazoa; Arthropoda; Malacostraca; Decapoda; Penaeidae
Product: poly(U)-binding-splicing factor half pint-like
Biological process (GO): mRNA splice site recognition; alternative mRNA splicing, via spliceosome; regulation of alternative mRNA splicing, via spliceosome
Cellular component (GO): catalytic step 2 spliceosome; precatalytic spliceosome
Molecular function (GO): RNA binding
Source: RefSeq, a predicted model, not a curated record